AUUCUACAGGGGGUUAUUCAUGGAGCAUGUGAUAGACGGUGGACAUCGUGUGCGUGCGUCUUAUCAACGCAUACUGCUGACUGUUUUGCCAUGUGAGGAGACCGCGGUGGGUUGCUUUGAUGCUUGUCAAUUAACGCACGCUAUGGGCACUUCCGCUGCCGUCGUGCGGCGCGCCUGCAACUGCAACGCUACCACCUCGACUCGCCCCUGCUAGCAGCAUCCGGGAAGCUGCCCUGCCACUGCCAGGCUGCCACACCGAGAUCAUUUUAUUAUAAAUGUGGGGCGAGAGAACUCAUCAUAAGCACUGGCAUCAAGGUCAUGGUACCUCGGGGAAUUCCAACAACAAAAAGCAUGAUAAGCGGCAGCCAAAAUUUAUACCAGACAAUUAUAGCUCCGUCGAUGAGGUUACUACUGCUCUGCGAGAAGCUGGCCUCGAAUCGUCAAAUCUAAUCCUCGGUAUUGAUUUCACCAAAAGCAAUGAGUGGUCAGGCAGGCAUUCCUUUAGAAGAAAAUCUCUGCAUGCCAUUAAUGGCACCCCAAAUCCAUAUGAACAAGCUAUCUCUAUAAUCGGGCGAACGCUGUCACCUUUUGACGAUGAUAACUUGAUACCAUGUUUUGGAUUUGGCGAUGCUUCUACACAUGAUCAUUCUGUGUUCAGUUUCUACCCAGAGAACCGACCCUGUCGUGGCUUUGAGGAGGUUCUUGUAAGGUAUCGACAGAUUGUACCACAUUUGAACCUUUCAGGACCAACUUCUUUUGCACCUCUUAUUUAUGCAGCGAUUUCUGUUGUUGAAAACAGUAAUUGGCAGUACCAUGUCCUCGUGAUCAUAGCUGAUGGACAGGUGACUGCCGCGAAUAUAAAUGAUGGAAGAUUAAGUCCACAGGAACAAGCAACUAUACAAGCAAUUGUCGAUGCUAGCUACUAUCCUCUUUCAAUAGUAAUGGUUGGGGUGGGUGAUGGACCAUGGGAUGCGAUGCAGCAUUUUGAUGACUGUAUCCCUGAAAGAGCUUUUGACAAUUUUCAGUUUGUGAACUUCACUGGUAUUAUGUCAACAAGUAAGGAUAUGUCAAAGAAGGAGGCUGCAUUUGCCCUUGCAGCUCUUAUGGAAAUACCUUCUCAGUAUAAAGCAACGCAAGGCCUCCGACCUCCAGAAAAGCAAGCACAAAGGAUUGGCUCUCCUAGGAUUCUUCCUCCUCCAAAUAAAGUUCUUGAAAAUGAUAAUGCCGCCGCCGCUGCUUCGCACCCUCCUCAAACUGCAAGCUCGAAAUCAACUGGUAUUGGCAAAAGUGCUGCUGACGAGCAGGUAUGCCCCAUAUGUCUAACCAAUCCAAAGGACAUGGCUUUUCAGUGUGGUCAUCUGACAUGUAAGGAAUGUGGCCCAACACUAUCAACGUGCCCAUUGUGCCGCGCUCUAAUCACCAUGCGUGUGAGGCUCUACUCCUAAGUCGGUUGGUGUCUGGAGGGAUGGGACCAAACAGAAAGGAGCAAGAACUUUGGGGCGCAAGGACUGCGCUACGAUCUUGAGAUAUGGUCCAUAUGGAUGUCAUGAUAACGAUGCAUGUACAGAAACCUUGUCCGUGCCUAUUCAGUAAUGUCGUUGAUGAGUAUCUUCCAUCAAUCACAUGUAAAAUUUCUAAUGUUAUCUUGUAUUAGUAGCAGGGGAUUGCUUGUUGAGUGGAAUACCACCAGUUGUUCAGCAACAGAUAGUAAACUCCAUGUGCAUUUGGAAGUCACUUUUGUGAUUUGUGUCCAA
This is a messenger RNA of Zea mays, 1754 nucleotides long. Its product is annotated as Copine (Calcium-dependent phospholipid-binding protein) family. The record is from RefSeq and is a predicted model, not a curated record. Gene Ontology annotation, molecular function: ubiquitin-protein transferase activity. Gene Ontology annotation, biological process: protein ubiquitination. Bases 276 to 1445 code for a protein of 389 amino acids. Lineage: Eukaryota; Viridiplantae; Streptophyta; Magnoliopsida; Poales; Poaceae. Gene Ontology annotation, cellular component: nucleus. The transcript has 12 exons.